AUAAAGCUGCCGGUCCAGGCCGGCACAAAGAGGAGCGAGUCGAGUGAAAAUACUGAAUACAGAAGUGAGUUGCGUUGUGUAAAAGUUGUGCUUCCGAAAUCGGAUCUGCAUCACCACCACCAUCUCCGUAUUCUUCGAAAUUAUUGAAAUAGAAGAAGAAAAAGGAAGAGGUAGAUAAGAAUGAUUGGGGUUGGGAAGAUCAAGCAGUACUCUAAUGUCCUCGACAAGCCCCUCAGCAAGGGCAAACAAGAGGUCAGUUUGAGUGCGUUUGCAUUCUUGUUUUCGGAGCUUGUGCAGUACAACCAGACACAGGUUGACAACAUUGCCGAGUUAGAACGAAGGCUGGAGGAUGCAGGAUAUGCUGUUGGGGCUCGAGUUCUGGAGCUACUUUGCCAUAGGGAUAAGGGAAACAGAAGGGAGACAAGGUUAUUGGGUAUCCUGUCUUUUGUGCAUAGCACUGUGUGGAAGGUGUUAUUUGGAAAGGUAGCCGAUUCCCUUGAGAAAGGCACUGAACAUGAAGAUGAGUACAUGAUUAGUGAGAAGGAGCUCCUUGUGAACCGAUUUAUUUCGAUUCCAAAAGACAUGGGAACCUUUAAUUGUGGAGCAUUUGUUGCUGGAAUUGUAAGGGGUGUUUUGGACGGUGCUGGUUUUCCAGCUGUAGUAACAGCUCAUUUUGUACCAGUGGAGGGUCAGCAACGACCUCGAACAACCAUUUUGAUAAAAUUUGCUGAAGAGGUACUACGAAGAGAAGCAAGGUUAGGUUGAUGCUCGUGGCAAGACUAUCCCAUUAUAGUUUACCCAGUGCUUCUCCAUAGUACAAUGAAGAAGGUUGAAGCUUACAGCUGCAUUGUCAAGCUAAUGAAAUUUCCACCUCUAAACUUAUCAAUCAGACUUGUGGCAAUUCAAAUUCCCACAUUGGUUAAUUCACUUUGUAAGCUAUGGCUCGAUGCUGAUUUGAAAGUAGCUACUAUUGUAAGUGUGGUUCAUCUAAACAAGGAAAGAAGUAGGCAAAGAAAAACAGUUUAUUUUCUGCGAAAAUUUUUGUUUAUAGGAACUCGAAUGACUGUUGGCCUUGUCUUGAAAGAAGCCUCAUUUUAUCCUCAAAAUGGUUAACAAA
Molecule: messenger RNA, 1117 nt
Organism: Prunus avium (sweet cherry)
Lineage: Eukaryota; Viridiplantae; Streptophyta; Magnoliopsida; Rosales; Rosaceae
Product: Transport protein particle (TRAPP) component
Biological process (GO): endoplasmic reticulum to Golgi vesicle-mediated transport
Cellular component (GO): TRAPPIII protein complex; TRAPPII protein complex; TRAPPI protein complex
Source: RefSeq, a predicted model, not a curated record